AUGGGAAGCAUACCUGUAGGUGGCUCCCCCAGAUCAUUACAGAGAGGAAAAACCUGGACUCUGAGCCAUAGACCCCAGAUACACUGUAAAACUCUCGAAGAGGUGAUAGCUGUGGCCCUGGGUUGUGCAAUCCAGGCCUCCUUGAACCAGGGCUCUGUCCUGCAAGAGUAUGACACAGACUGUGAGGUCUUCCGCCAGCGCUUCAGGCAGUUCCAGUACACAGAAGCUGCGGGGCCUCAUGAAGCCUUCAACAAACUCUGGGAGCUUUGUUGUCAGUGGCUGAAGCCAAAGAUGCGUUCUAAGGAACAAAUCCUGGAGCUGCUUGUGCUCGAGCAAUUCCUAACCAUUCUCCCCACAGAAAUAGAGACCUGGGUGAGGGAACACUGCCCAGACAAUAGAGAAAGAGUUGUGUCCCUCAUUGAAGACUUGCAGAGAGAGCUUGAGAUACCAGAACCACAGAUUGACAUGGAUGACAUGCUCUUGGAAGAACUGGCACCAGUUGGAACAGUACCCAUGCCAUCCACCUUGCACCUGGAGGCACCUGCGCUCCAAGUAAUGGAACCUGUCCAGGAGCCCCCGGUGCCAGAUGCCUGGAUGCCACAAGCAGGGCCACAGGAGCUGAGCUACAGUGCUAAUGGUGAAUGCCAACCCUUUCUGGACCCUGGUUAUCAGUUACCAAAGCUUGACAUGAACUUCCCAUUGGAUCAUAGAGAAGAGUCAUGGGUAAAAGAAUUACAGGAUCCCAAAGAUAUGAAACAAUUGCUUGAUCCCAAGAUUGGUUUUGAGAUGGGGCUAGAAAAUGAAGAGGAUCCUUCAAAAGAGAAAAAACUGGAAGAUAUGUACCCUUUUGUGGUAACUUUAGAAGGGAAUGCUCUCCAUGGUCCCAUCCUGCAGAAAGACUAUGUGCAGUUAGAAAACCAGUGGGAUCCACCCCCAGAGGAUUUACAGACAGACUUAACCACACUUGGAGACCCUCAGAACCCCACUCUAGGAGAGACACCUGAGACCUCCAAUUUGGAAGAACCUCUCAGCCCAAAGCCUCCAAAGAAAAAGAGUCCUGGAGAGAAACCUCACCGAUGUCCUCAGUGUGGAAAAUGCUUCGCUCGGAAGUCCCAGCUUACUGGGCACCAGAGAAUUCAUUCGGGGGAGGAGCCUCACAAAUGCCCUGAAUGUGGAAAAAGGUUCCUGCGGAGCUCAGACCUAUAUAGACAUCAGCGACUUCACACCGGAGAGAGACCCUACGAAUGUACUGUAUGUAAAAAGCGGUUCACUCGGCGCUCACACCUUAUUGGGCACCAGAGAACCCAUUCUGAAGAGGAAACAUAUAAAUGUCUUGAGUGUGGGAAAAGAUUUUGUCAUGGAUCGAGUCUUAAAAGACACCUGAAAACCCAUACAGGUGAAAAGCCCCAUAGAUGCCAUAAUUGUGGAAAGAGUUUUAGUCGCCUGACGGCGCUCACUUUGCACCAGAGAACACACACGGAAGAGAGGCCCUUUAAAUGUAGCUACUGUGGGAAAAGCUUUAGACAGAGACCGAGCCUUGUAAUUCAUUUGAGAAUCCAUACAGGGGAGAAGCCAUACAAAUGCACUCACUGUUCUAAAAGCUUCAGACAGCGAGCGGGCCUUAUCAUGCACCAGGUCACACACUUCAGAGGACUUCUUUAA
This is a messenger RNA of Microtus oregoni (creeping vole), 1662 nucleotides long. Its product is annotated as zinc finger protein 449-like. The transcript has 5 exons. Gene Ontology annotation, molecular function: DNA-binding transcription factor activity, RNA polymerase II-specific; RNA polymerase II cis-regulatory region sequence-specific DNA binding. Bases 1 to 1662 code for a protein of 553 amino acids. Gene Ontology annotation, biological process: regulation of transcription by RNA polymerase II. The record is from RefSeq and is a predicted model, not a curated record. NCBI's taxonomy places the organism in Eukaryota, Metazoa, Chordata, Mammalia, Rodentia, Cricetidae.